GUAAGAUCGCGCAAGCGAAACGUUUUCGAUCUCGUUGUGCUACAACUUUAAAAUAGUGUUUCUUGCAACAUUUAUACCUUAAUGAAUUGGAUAUCACUGUAUAGAAAAAUUGAUACGCAUUAUGCAGAUGCUUAUAUUUUUCGGAACAAUAUACCUCAUAUGUAUCAACGGAAUUGCUUCUAGUUCAGAUGAAAAUUUGUCUCAGACAUCACAAUGUAUACAUCCGAGACACUAUGAUAUUUUCUUAAGCAUAGAAAACGACAUUCUUAUUGUCUAUUCUACUGUCUUCCUAAACGUGUCAUGUGAACAGCAGUCUAUAAGACUACAAAUUGGUUAUUAUUGUAAUAUACAUGAAAUAAAAAUCGAAAAAACAUUUCCGUAUACCACGCCUAAUUCUACACUUUGGGAAGCUACUACAUUACAGUCACAUAGUACUACUCGUCAAUUAAAAUAUGUGGAAAUUAAUCUCAUCAAACAAAAGUGCACAGGCCAUAAAUGUUCUCUUAGAACAACUGAAAAACUACGUAUACAAUCUGGAAUAUACAUGAUAUGGGUAAUACACAAGUGUAAGUUAGAAGAAGUUGCGACUGUUUUCACAUACAGGAACGAAGCCAAAAUGAAAGAAUUUCUACUUUUACCGCGUAUUCCCAGUAAAUGGAUAUUUCCUUAUUGGGAAAAUCCAGCUACCAAAGCUAAAUUUACCAUUCAAAUUAAACAUAAAAACAAUGAAACAGCUCUAUCAAAUAUGCCUGUUACGGAACGCAAAAAUUAUGGAACAAACAUGAUAAAUACAUUAUUUAACACCACACCUUUAAUAUCCACGCAUUUGGUAGCAGUGGUUGUUGUACCAAAUGAUGACAGCAUUAUAUUAUCGGGCGAAGGUCUUAUUAAAAAUAAAAAUCAAGCGAUAAAUGGCACGUCAUAUGCACAAUCUCUUAUUACAGAUAUUAGCAAAAUUAUGCGACUGCAUAUCCUCCCAAGGGAACAUCAUACUAUGUACUUAAUACUUCCAGUAAACUUUAGUUACUACAAAAGUAUUGUAACUACUGGACUUGUUUUGUUCAGUGAAGAUAACAUUAUAUACGACAAACAAGUAGAUUCUAUUAUAAGAGAAAGAGAAGUAACAUGUAUGAUAGUACGUAAUGUGCUACAAGAAAUGUUUAGCGAUUGGUUACUUAUGUUUAAACAGUCUGAUUCUUGGUUUAUCGAAGGAUUUUUAACAGUAUACGGAGUUUAUUUUCGCGAUCAGUAUUACAAUACAUCUUUACUAAACUCGAUUGUGGUUCAAACGCGACGGACAGUUCUUGAUUAUAUUGAAAUAGUUAGAUAUGAUCCUCCGAUUCAAGAAAACUCAGACAUAUUACAAAAUUCAACACUUGCUAAAUUAUGGAGAGAAAAAGCAUUCGGUAUCUUCUAUAUGCUUACUGCUAAUACUGUAAUUGUACAAGAUUCUCUAUAUACUUCUUUAUUUACUGGAGCCGUAAACCUAUAUCAUAACACGAAAAAGAAAUCAAACAACACAUACAAAAAAUUCUCAAUUCGUAAUACGUUACGGCGUAAGAAUUUUGAGACGAUGUCCUUAUAUACGUUUCUAUUCAUGAACUCGACAGAAAUCAAGAAUAUAAUAUCUUCAUGGACAGCAGAAAUUGGUUAUCCUGUAGUACACAUAAAACGGAAUAGUACAUAUCUGGUGGAAACACUUAUAGAUUGUUUUGACGUAGAUCACACUAAGCCGUGCAACCGAAAAUGGUGGAUACCUGUGACCUAUAAACAAAUACUAAACACAAGUGUUUCCAUCCAUCGCCAUGUUCUAAAACCAGACAGAAGAAGAUUUGAUAUAUUUCUUCGUAAUACAAAUGAGUUUGUUAUUGUCGAAGAUCACCCAGGAUAUCGCGUUAACUAUGACCUUCAAUCUUGGAAACACAUUGCUCUUUUCCUAAAAAACAAAGGAUCUAAAAUCGCAAAUUUGUCUGACGUCACUUUAGCACAACUGCUCGACGAUGCCUUUUAUUUUUUGCUACAAAAUACAGAGUAUAACGAAAGUGUUUUUCCAGAAUAUAGUAACCUAGACACAUAUCUUGAACUUGCAAGCAGUAUAUUUAAUGGAAACAAUUCCUACACAGCGUGGUAUCCUAUAUUUAUUGCUCUUGAAAAAAUGUCAAAAAUGUUGCCGUUCCCAGAAAGUGAUCUUUCGAAAAAUAUCAAGAAUAAACUCCUGAAAAUGUUGAAUAACGUUCUUGCUGGCAUGAUGCGUACAUAUUUUCAAAUACAUGAUAACAAUACUCAAUUGUAUCAUGAAGUUCUAAAAUGGACAUGCAUUCUUGGUGGUUUAAAGUGCAAAGAUCAUGUUACUGCAAUACUAAACUGGCAUGUUAAAUAUCCUGCACAAAACAAACUAUUGCCAAGUUGGCAGAAAUGGAUAUAUUGCCAAAGAGUAAUGUUCGAAACUGUCACUUUUAAUACGUCUGCUUUGUGGCAAACAAUAUUCAACACAUACCAGACCCAACAAAAAAAAGAAGAAUUCUUUGAAUUUUUACCUUGCUCUAGACAGUACGAGGAUCUGUAUAACUUUUUCUUGUUACUUAAUGGUACCGCUUUAUCAAGAUUUGGAGAUAGUUUAAAUGCAAGUAAAAGUGUUACUGUUACUGUGCUUUUCACUAUUUUUUCUAUUCAUUCAAAAAAUGACUCAGCGCUGGAUAUUAUACUACUAGGACUAAAAAAUGGAAUAGGAAGGAAAGUGAACAUACUAGCAAUAAUAAAUUGUGUUAUUAACAACAUAUAUUCAGACGACGGCCUGUCGAUGAUUACUAACGAAAUGUUCUUGAACACACUGCUGCAUAAACAUCACAUUUUAAAUAAACAAUUUCUUAUCGAAGCCAUUAAAAAAAAAGUUGGAAAUCGUCGUAGUUUCUUAUUUUACGUAAAAAAUACAGUUCGGUGUAUACCCUACUAUGUUUUUAAUUACAAACACACCUCAUCAUUUCUAUACGCUUUCUGCACAUAAGUUCUCUUUCUAUGAUAAUGAACUUUUUGUAAAAAAACAAAAAAUUUAGCUACAACAUUAUUAAGUCGUUGUGAUCAAAUUUGUGUUUCUCUUGUUUAAAAACGUUUUAUUUUAUAAUAUCAAAAUUAUUUUCUGUUUAUGAUUAACUUCCAAAAUACACUUUUUGGAAA
Molecule: messenger RNA, 3174 nt
Organism: Pseudomyrmex gracilis
Lineage: Eukaryota; Metazoa; Arthropoda; Insecta; Hymenoptera; Formicidae
Product: aminopeptidase N-like
Exons: 13
Coding region: 122-3004 (960 amino acids)
Biological process (GO): proteolysis; peptide catabolic process
Cellular component (GO): cytoplasm
Molecular function (GO): zinc ion binding; peptide binding; metalloaminopeptidase activity
Source: RefSeq, a predicted model, not a curated record